UGGGCCUCAGACAUUUCGCCUUUUGUCGCAGGAUUUUCGUGUCACACACCAAACCCCUGGCUGCCUCUUCGACGCGGCACCAUUAAUGUGAUGCUAAUAAUAAUAAUCUAUUAAAAGUCUAAUAUCUGCGAAUAUGUGAAGCCUGUAAGCGAUGUAUCGGGGUCGAUACCUUAAGUGCUCCUGUUGGCCAGCUGCAGCCAGAUAAACCAAGAUGCCUCAAAAGAUGCUGAAGAGUGCCCAUUACAUUGAGCUGGGCAGCUACCAGUACUGGCCAGUUCUUGUGCCAAGAGGGAUCCGCUUGUACACUUACGAACAGAUCCCUGUGUUUCUUAAGGAGAACCCAUACAUUACGGAUGGAUACAGAGCACACCUGCCCUCUAAACUAUGUCUGAAAAGCAUGUUCAUUCUUUCCAAUGAGACGGUGAAUAUCUGGAGUCAUCUGCUGGGCUUUCUGCUGUUUUUCUUGCUGGGAGUGAACGACAUGUCCUCAGUGUUGCCGGCCGCAGGUGCAUCCAGAGAGGACUAUGUUAUCUACUCCAUCGGGCUGUUUUGCUUUCAGGUUUGCAUGUUGUGCUCUGUGGGCUAUCACCUUUUCUGCUGCCAUCGCUCAGAGAAGACCAGUCGCCGCUGGCUUUCACUGGACUAUGCUGGGAUCUCUGUUGGCAUCCUGGGCUGCUAUGUCCCAGGGGUCUUCUAUGCCUUCUACUGCAACAGUUUCUGGCGGCAGGUCUACCUGGUGACAGUUCUUGCUCUGAUUCUGGCCGUGUUCUCAGCUCAGAUCCACCCGCUCUACCACACACAGGAGUGGAAGACGCUGCGCUCCGCCAUCUUCUGCUCUGUGGCGGGCUAUGGCAUCAUCCCUGCCUGCCACUGGGUGUGGCUCAACGGAGGCUUCCAUGCUGAGAUCGUGCAGGCAUUUUUCCCACGUGUCAUGGUCAUGUAUCUGCUUGCUGCUUCUGCCUUCCUAUUCUACAUCAGUAAAGUUCCUGAACGUUACUUUCCAGGGCAGCUGAACUACCUAGGUGCCAGUCACCAGCUUUGGCAUGUAUUGGUGGUGCUGAUGUUCUACUGGUGGCAUCAAACUGCUGUCUACAUUAUGCACUACAGACACAGUCAGCCAUGCCAGGAGCACAGCGGCGGCAACAUUGGCAGUGUUGGCUAGUGCUGCUUUUACAUCAGCUGGUCUACAGAAUAGUAGGCUCUAGUCACACCCCAGCAGAAAAGUAUUUUGGAAUGAGCUAGAGCAAUGGUUCCUAGUCCAAAUCUUAAAGUAAAAACUGCACAGGUUAGUGUCUUUCCUGCUUAAACAUAGCACUUUCUAAUCGCCAGCUAAUUCUCAAUCUAUUUAUAAGCUGGGUUAGGUUAUUAAAGCAGGGACGACACUAAACAUGUAAUAAUUUUUAUUCAUGCACCAAACUGUAUAUCCAGUUUUAUACCUCAUCCCUGCUAUCAAGCUGUGUGGGGUAGAGUUGGAUUUGGAAUUGGAACAUUGGAUUUUCUGUUACAGACUAAAUAUAAGGCGUUUCAAGGUCAGUACUGUUAAAUUGGACACACACAAUCCAAAUCAGUACACAUUUGAUUAUUAAAGAGUAACUGUGUAGCCAGUAUGAACAAAUCAUUCUAAGACUGCCUGUAAAACUUGUACCUUGACUUGAAUGUGAAACUUUUUAAUGCACUCAUAUGUGUGUAGGGAGUUCGUAAUAUUAAGAUUCUCAAAUGUUUGAGCCUUUUUAGAUUGUGACUUUUUGAACUGUAAUUAACUUUCCUUAAUGGCAUUAAUGUAGUUUUUUGGUACAUUUCCAAACCCAGUCUCACUGUUUUUGCAUUAGAUUAAAGGGGACCUUUUUUUUUCAAAAGUUCUGUAUAAUUUGGUCAUUAAGAUAAUGACUAAAGUCACAUUUGUUCACAGUGAUAAUAGGAACCAGACUUCUGAAGAGUUUAAUGCCACUGAAAGCUCUCUUGCAGAAUGUUAUUACAUGAAAUGGUUGUCAAUAUGAUGCCUGAGACAUUAUUUAUGAUAGUUUGAGAGGAUUUUGGCCUAAAACAUCACUAUAUUGCCAAAAGUCUUUACUCACUCAUCCAAAUCAUUGAA
This is a messenger RNA of Pygocentrus nattereri (red-bellied piranha), 2092 nucleotides long. It is a transcript of the gene paqr3b, whose product is annotated as progestin and adipoQ receptor family member IIIb. Gene Ontology annotation, molecular function: signaling receptor activity. The coding region runs from base 212 to 1162 and encodes 316 amino acids. The transcript has 7 exons. Gene Ontology annotation, cellular component: membrane. Lineage: Eukaryota; Metazoa; Chordata; Actinopteri; Characiformes; Serrasalmidae. The record is from RefSeq and is a predicted model, not a curated record.